AUGUUAAAUAAAAACUUGAUUCCCCUGUUUUUUUGCAUACUUUUGGAUUUUUCUUUCAUUUUCAACUUUGCUGAUGCAAAUCAGCAAGAAGCAGAAGCUCUCAUCAAAUGGAAGCAGAGCUUGCAUAGUCAUAACCAGUCAUUUCUGUCAUCUUGGUCACUUCCGAGUACCGCGAAAAACAGCAAUGUUGUCAAUCCAUGCCAUUGGCUUGGAGUUGGUUGUGAAAAUGGUUAUGUUACAAGGUUGAACUUAACCAAUGUGGGUUUAACAGGUACCCUUUAUGCCUUCAAUUUUUCUUCUUUGUCGAAUUUAACUUUUCUUGAUCUUCAUGAUAAUAAUCUCUUUGGAAAUAUCCCUUUAUCAAUUAGUAACCUCACUAAACUUACUAGCCUUCAUUUGGGAAACAACCAAUUCAUUGGAAAACUACCCUUAGAACUUGGAAAAAUGACUACCCUCACAUAUCUGAACUUUAUUAACAACUUUCUUUCAGGCCACAUUCCAUCUUCUUUAGGCAAUCUAACCUCUCUUUCUCUCCUGAACCUUGGAAAUAAUCGGUUUGUGGGUACGAUUCCUCCUGAGCUUGGGAAUAUGGUAUCACUUAAAGAGCUUCGUAUUAACUUGAACAACCUUACAGGUCCAAUACCGCCUUCUAUUGGAAAUCUGAGAGGGUUGAAGGUUUUGUCAGUUUAUGGAAACAAGUUGUCAGGUUCAAUUCCAAAGGAGUUUGAUAACCUCACUAACUUAACUUUGUGUUUUUUUUUCAAAUAA
This is a messenger RNA of Chenopodium quinoa (quinoa), 768 nucleotides long. RefSeq names its product MDIS1-interacting receptor like kinase 2-like. The coding region runs from base 1 to 768 and encodes 255 amino acids. Lineage: Eukaryota; Viridiplantae; Streptophyta; Magnoliopsida; Caryophyllales; Amaranthaceae. The transcript has a single exon. Gene Ontology annotation, molecular function: protein binding. The record is from RefSeq and is a predicted model, not a curated record.